Messenger RNA from Trifolium pratense (red clover), 2297 nucleotides. RefSeq names its product probable 26S proteasome regulatory subunit 10B. Gene Ontology annotation, molecular function: ATP binding; proteasome-activating activity; ATP hydrolysis activity. The record is from RefSeq and is a predicted model, not a curated record. Gene Ontology annotation, biological process: proteasome-mediated ubiquitin-dependent protein catabolic process. Lineage: Eukaryota; Viridiplantae; Streptophyta; Magnoliopsida; Fabales; Fabaceae. The coding region runs from base 235 to 1974 and encodes 579 amino acids. Gene Ontology annotation, cellular component: proteasome regulatory particle, base subcomplex. The transcript has 13 exons.
AAUAAAUUGUCACUAUAUUUCACGACUCAUUGCUACUAAAAUCGCUAAAAACCCAGUAGCAUUUUCAACACUCGUUGCCUUGCUCAGCAGGAAAGCACUUUCUCUCCAAUUUGUGACGCUGAAAUCCAAUUCUCACAACUCAAAUAAGUGCUUAUUCUCCACCGUGAUUUCUGAUACCAAAAUCUCCCAACGCCUACGUGUCACAAUAUUAGCUUUUCGUUUCUCUACUCUCCAAUGAAGCAUCUCCUUAGAUCAGCUCGAACAUGGCGGUUACGUUUCCGUUCACUUCCAUCUUCCCAAACCCUAACUUCUCACUCCUCACGCCGCAUUCACUCUUCUCUCUCUCCAAAAGUAGAAUCUGCGUCUGCUAAAUCAAGCUACGUCUCCGAUGUUUCGAGUUCGAGAGUUUUUCGAGGGGAUUUGGGGAUGUUUCCUGCCGUUUUGGCUGGUUUGUUUGGAAUUGGAUUGGUGGAAACGGCUUAUUCGGAAGAAGCUAAUGAGGAUAAUGAGGAUGUGCAAGAAAUUGCUAAGAAAGAGCGUCAGAGAAUUCAGGAUUUGCUUACAACUAAGGGAAUUCGACAAGGUUCUUAUCCUCGAUUCAAUGUCGCUGUUAAAGGCCAGAAGGUCAGUAUAAAGUUUCAAAUUCCUCCUGGCUGUGAAGUUUCACAACUUAUUGCAAAUCUUACUGCACAUCUUGGACUGAAAUCUGAAGGCCAUGGCGGUGGUUCAGAUAUGAAGUUGCGUGCAUGGGACAGCACGGUUGCUUGGCAACUUAUCCUUACUCAUCCAUCAAAGCAAAACCAUAUUCAACAGAAUGAACCGUCUUCAACAGAUACAAAUGCACAUGACAGAGAUCUAUGCAUACUUAUAUUUCAUUCUCUCAUUGGCUCAGAUAAAGUUGAAAUUGAAUUUAUGAAGCAAGGGAACAUGAGUGCCGAAGAGCUUGAUGCUUUCGUAUCUAUUUUACAAUUAGCUGGAAACAAGUUGGUAGAAAGAAAUCCCCUGGAGAAAAAGACAAGGGAAGAGACCGAACAGACGCCAUCUAUAGAUAAAUCUAUUUCUAGUCUUGAGGCCAUGGGAGUAAGAACAUAUGGACUCAAUGAACCCAUAGGUAUAUCAAAUGGUGACAUAUCAUGGGACAUUAUCGCUGGGUACGAGCAUCAAAAACGGGUAAUAGAAGAUACAGUACUAUUGGCUUUGCGUAGUCCAGAAGUAUAUGAUGAUAUUGCUCGAGGGACUCGGCAUAAGUUUGAGUCUAACAGACCUCGAGCCGUGCUGUUUGAAGGUCCACCAGGUACAGGAAAAACCUCUUGUGCUCGUGUUAUUGCCAAUCAAGCGGGUGUCCCUUUGCUCUAUGUGCCCCUUGAGGUCGUAAUGUCUGAAUUCUACGGUAAAAGUGAACGUCUUCUAGGGAAAGUGUUUUCACUAGCAAACGAUCUUCCCAAUGGUGCUAUUAUAUUUUUGGAUGAGAUUGAUUCUUUUGCUGCUGCUCGUGAUAAUGACAUGCAUGAAGCUACACGUAGAAUGCUAUCAGUAUUAUUGCGACAGAUAGAUGGCUUUGAGCAGGAUAAGAAAGUGGUUGUCAUUGCUGCCACAAAUAGAAAGGAAGACCUUGAUCCGGCAUUAAUUAGUCGGUUUGAUACUAUGAUCGCUUUUGGUUUACCUGAUCAUCAUAAUCGUCAGGAAAUAGCAUCCAAAUAUGCAAAGCACCUGUCUAAAGCUGAACUUGAUGAACUAGCAACAGUUACAGAAGAUAUGGCUGGAAGAGAUAUCAGAGAUGUUUGUCUGCAAGCGGAACGAUCCUGGGCAUCAAAGAUAAUUCGGGGACAAGUAUCUAAAGAGGAGGAACAGGCGAACCUUCCACCUUUGCAAGAAUAUAUAGCAUGUGCUACACAUCGACGGGAAGCACUGCUUAGUGCUGCUGCAAAUAGGAAGCUCCGAAAUUCUUCCCGCCGCAGAAUAAUAAGUGAAUAAGUGUAUGUUUAGGAAAUACCAAAAACACAUCAGAAGCUACACAUUUGAGCUUCUAAAAGUCAUGGUGAGAGAGCUCUAAACUCACAACGGCUGUUGGCCACCACUCAACCAAACAUACGCCAAGACUUUGACCCCAUUUGACAGUGCCCAAAUGCUUGAUUAUUAUUUAUUUUAUUUUAAUAUAUAAUUUAUUUAUAUUAUAUAAGAAUACUCUAAUUUGACUUUUUUGGACUAACCUUCUUAUGUAAUCUUGGAAAAGAAAAGACACCGACAACUUUCUUGUGUUUUUAGUUUUUGUUAUGAAAUAUUAUUUCAUUUCUGUU